This is a messenger RNA of Leptosia nina, 3681 nucleotides long. NCBI's taxonomy places the organism in Eukaryota, Metazoa, Arthropoda, Insecta, Lepidoptera, Pieridae. The record is from the annotation of a GenBank genome assembly.
AUGCCGGCGUUUCUUAAGUAUAUAGACAUGGAAAACUUCAAGUCCUAUCGUGGUCAUCAUUGUAUAGGACCUCUGAAAUCAUUUACAGCCGUGGUUGGACCAAAUGGAUCUGGUAAAUCAAACUUCAUGGAUGCAGUGAGUUUUGUGAUGGGGGAGAAAACAUCCCUUCUGCGUGUUAAAAGGCUGAGUGAUCUUAUUCAUGGAGCAUCUAUUAACAAGCCUGCAUCUAGAAGUGCAUCUGUAACAGCUACAUUUGUUCUGGAGGAUAUGUCUGAAAAGAAGUUUAUGCGGUCUGUUAUUGGACAGUCUUCUGACCACAAGAUUGAUGGACAGUCUGUGUCAAUCAGUCAGUAUUUGGCAGAAUUAGAGAAACUGGGCAUCAAUGUGAAGGCCAAGAAUUUCUUAGUAUUCCAAGGCGCUGUGGAGAGCAUUGCCAUGAAAAAUCCUAAAGAGAGAACCGCACUCUUCGAGGAAAUUAGUGGGUCUGGUGUCCUCAAAGAGCAAUAUGAGCUAUGCCGAGCCGAGGUAAACAGAGCAGAUGAAGAAGCUCAGUUUUCCUACCAAAAGAAGAAGGGAGUUGCAGCAGAAAGAAAGGAAGCAAAGUUUGAGAAAGAAGAAGCUGAAAAGUAUACAAGGCUCAAAGAGGAAUUACAAAUACAAAAAGUGGAACUGCAGCUGUUCCACUUGUACCACAAUGAGAAAGAGAUUCAGUCUUGUGAAGAAGACUUGCAAUAUAAGCAAAAUGAGUUGGCCAAGGUAGAGAAGAAGAGGCAAAAGGCUGAGGAAACCCUUAAGGAGAAGAAGAAAGCAUCUGGAACGGCCCAAAGGGAUCUGGCGAAGAUAGAGCAGGAUAUAAGAGAAAUUGAAGCAGAGAUCUCAAAGAAGCGACCGACGUUCAUAAAGGCGAAAGAGAGAGUGACUCACACGCAGAAGAAAUUGGAGAGCGCCGUCAAAACUCUCGAGCAAGCGAGGAAGGCGCACGAGGCUCACCAAGCCGAUAUACGCAAGUUAGAAAGCGAAUUACGCGAGAUCGAGGAACAGAAAGCGACCUGGGAACAGUCAAAUGUGGGGACGAGCACCUCCCGGGCUGACGUUCACCUCGAGGAGGCACAGAUCCGCGAAUACGAAGAGUUGAAGAUGGAGGCGUCCAGGCAGGCGGCGCGGUAUCUGCAAGAGCUGGACUCCGUCAAUCGGGAACAGAAAGCGGACCAGGAUCGUCUGGACAAUGAGCUACGUCGGAAAGGAGAGUUCGAAAACAAGCAUCGCCAAAAGGGCCACGAGAGGAACGAAGCCAUGAAACGAGUAGAGAAGCUGAACGAACACAUCAAGAGCUCUGAGCAGGCUCUCGAGGAGCAGAGGAGGCUGCGGGCUGAACUGCAGGCGGACGUAGGUUCGUGCCGCGGCAAGGCGGCGGCGCUCCAAUCCGCGCUCGAGGAGGUGGCUUCGCAGCUGGGUGACGCGAGAGUCGACAAGCACGAAGAGGCAAGGAGGCGCAAGAAGCAAGAGAUCGUGGAGAGCUUUAAAAGAGAGAUUCCGGGGGUGUACGACCGCAUGAUCAACAUGUGCCAGCCGACCCACAAGCGGUACAACGUGGCCAUCACCAAGGUCCUGGGCAAGUACAUGGAGGCCAUCGUCGUGGACACGGAGAAGACGGCGCGGAGGUGCAUCCAGGUGCUCAAGGAGAGGAUGUUGGAGCCCGAGACGUUCCUGCCCCUGGACUACAUCCAGGCCAAGCCGCUCAGGGAGAGGCUUCGCGAUAUAAAAGAACCGAAGAACGUGAAACUCCUCUUCGACGUGCUACGCUUCGAGCCCCAGGCCAUCCAUCGAGCGGUUCUCUUCGUCACCAACAAUGCUCUGGUCUGCGAGACCCCCGAGGACGCUUCCAGGGUCGCCUAUGAUCUGGAUCGCAACAAAAACAGCAGAUAUGAUGCGUUAGCGCUGGACGGCACUUUCUACCAGAAGUCCGGAAUCAUAUCUGGUGGAUCCCUGGAUCUGGCGCGCAAGGCGAAGCGUUGGGACGAGAAACAUCUCUCGCAACUGAAGGCCAAGAAGGAAAAACUAACGGAGGAGCUCCGAGAGUCCAUGAAGAAAUCCCGGAAGGAGUCGGAGUUGACGACGGUAGACUCGCAGAUCCGCGGCCUCGAGUCCCGGCUCAAGUACGCGCAGUCGGACAGAGACACCACGUUGAAACAAAUUAAGGCCCUGGACGCAGAGUUAGAGGAGCUUGAACGAAAAAUGGACACGUUUGGACCGCAAAUAGAAGAGAUAGAACGCACGAUCCGCACUCGCGACUCCAAGAUCCAGGAGAUUAAGGAGAACAUGAAUAAUGUGGAGGAUGUGGUCUUCCGCGCCUUCUGCAGGGACAUCGGCGUAGCAAACAUACGACAAUACGAGGAGCGAGAGCUGCGCGCUCAGCAAGAGCGAGCUAAGAAGCGAAUGGAGUUCGAAGCGCAGAUCGACCGCAUCGCGUCCAAUCUUGAAUUCGAGCGAUCCAGAGACACGCAGAAAAACGUAACACGUUGGGAGAGGACGGUGCAGGAUGGCGAAGACGAACUGGAAGCGAACAGGCAGGCAGAGGCCAAGCAGAGGCAGGACAUCGACAGGGAGCUGAGAAAAGCGGAGACCCUCAAGAGCGAGAAGGCGGCGAGUAAGGCCGCUCACGAGGCGGCCGAGGAAGCCGUCACGCAGGCGCGAAAAGACCUCGCAGCGAUAGCGAAGGACAUCGCAAGCGUCCAGAAGCAGAUCGCAAGCAUCGAGGCUAGGAUCGAGAGCCGUCGCUCCGACCGACACAAUAUACUGAGGCAGUGCAAGAUCGACGACAUACUAGUGCCGCUUUUGGAGGGUAGUAUGGAUGAGACCGCCGAGAGUGAAUCCGAUCCCUCGUCCAUGUCCACCACACAAGCCUACAUGAGGGAAUCUAGGAUCCGCGUAGACUACAGCAGCCUCUCCGAAUCGCUUAAAGACCUGGAGGAGGCGGACGAGAUCAAGCGCAAAGCGGAUAAGCUGCAGAAGGCGAUCAACAGCCUUCAGAAUACCGUCGACAAGAUACAGGCUCCGAACAUGAGGGCGAUGCAAAAACUGAAUGAAGUCCGCGAGAAAGUGAACGCCACGAACGAGGCCUUUGUUGCUGCUAGGAAGAGAGCGCACAAAGCUAAACUCGCCUUUGAAAAGGUGAAAAAGGAGCGCCACGACAAAUUCAUGGCGUGUUUCGAAUAUGUCGCCAACGAAAUCGACGCAAUUUACAAGGCCCUCGCGAUGAACCAGUCUGCGCAAGCGUUCCUCGGUCCGGAGAACCCAGAGGAGCCCUAUCUUGACGGAAUCAACUACAAUUGCGUCGCUCCGGGCAAACGAUUCCAACCCAUGUCCAAUCUCUCUGGAGGAGAGAAGACCGUUGCCGCCCUAGCUCUCCUUUUCGCGAUACACAGUUACCAGCCGGCCCCCUUCUUCCUGCUGGACGAGAUCGACGCUGCCCUGGACAACACCAACAUCGGAAAGGUAGCUGCCUUCAUCCGAAGCAAGCAGAGCUCGCUGCAGACCAUUGUCAUCUCACUCAAAGAGGAGUUCUACGGGUGCGCUGAUGCUCUUGUGGGAAUAUGUUCUUUGCCCGGCGAUUGUCUCGUGAGUGACGUCAUAACUCUAGGCCUUGAGCCAUAUCCAGACUGGCCAAAUCAGAAGAUGUAA